Messenger RNA from Salvia splendens (bonfire salvia), 1470 nucleotides. Its product is annotated as U-box domain-containing protein 62-like. Gene Ontology annotation, molecular function: ubiquitin-protein transferase activity. The record is from RefSeq and is a predicted model, not a curated record. Gene Ontology annotation, biological process: protein ubiquitination. The transcript is spliced from 8 exons. Lineage: Eukaryota; Viridiplantae; Streptophyta; Magnoliopsida; Lamiales; Lamiaceae. Bases 129 to 1232 code for a protein of 367 amino acids.
GAAGUUUCGGGUGAGCAGCAGUUGAGUUGACAUAUGUGGCUAGGCUAGACCAGGUAGCUCUUCCAUCGUUCUCUUCCUCGCCAAUUUUCGCCCUAAUCGCUCUCCCCAAUCUCAAAACCCUAAUCUUAAUGGCCUCUGAAAAGUUGGGACUAGUCCCCUCCCAACAAAUUCUCAACCAGCAUCCCCAGCUAGUCUUCCCAGAACCUUUCGCCUGCACUCCUCCGCCGCCGCAUCGCCGUCCCUCCGCCGCUGCUGAUCCCGCUCCAAAAGCUGCCACCCGAGAGCUCACCGCCUCCUUCCUCGAUCACCACCACUAUUUCAACCCUCAGCCGUCCCAAUUCCGCCACCAAUGGAAUGCCAGCAGCCGCAGCUCUGGCGGCGACGCGGCGGAGCCUGGUGAUGUGGACGACGACAACGAUGACGAAGAAGACAACGACGGGGAUGAUGAGGAGGAGGAGGAGGAGGAAGAAGUUGGAAAUGAUGUGGAGAAUAUUGUUACUGUCGCUAAAGCAUGUGACAGCAAUCAGAAAGAUAGGUAUAGUGCUAACAGUAAUAGUCACAAGAUGAAACACAUUUCAUCACUAGGUUUCAAAGAUGCAAAUAUGGGACAGUCUGGAAAAUACUACUCGCAGUAUUUGAAUGGGGCAGAGGGUCCCAGCACUUCAUCGGGGCAGAAGGAGAUUCCAACCGCGGAGAAUGGUUGUGGAUUUAGCGGAAGUAAGGAGGGCUCAUAUCUAAGUGAAUCGGGGGAUUCCUUGAGGGCUACUUUAUUGGACCCGCUAACCGGGACACUUAUGGAAGAAGCUAUGAUAUUACCUUGUGGGCAUUCCUUCGGCAGUGAUGGAAUACAACAAGUUGUUAGAAUGAAAGCUUGCUAUACAUGCUCGCAACCAGUGUCAGAGGACAGAAUUACGCCAAACCUCUCUCUACGCGUAGCUGUUCAGGCUUUCAUUAGGGAAGAAGAAUCACAUGUUAAUUAUGUGCUGAAAAGAAGAAGAGAAAGAUAUGAUCUGCAGAAGGGGACAUUUGUUGAUUCUAUGCUCACAUAUCAGCCAAGGGCAAAAGGUGUCCAGUUCCCGUUUUCCGCUAUGGAUCGAGUUAUAAUAAAGGGUAACAAGAGAACACCUCAACGAUUUGUGGGGCGUGAGGCAAUUGUUACCAAUCAGUGCUUGAAUGGAUGGCUGUCAGAGAGCGUUUUGAGUAUUCAUGCUCUAAAUUUCUAUGAGGGAUGAAAAAUAUACUCAGAUUAGAUUCACAUCUGCAAGUUCCCAGGUGGCUGUGAUGCAUGUAAAACUUCAAUGUUCUUGAAUGUGCAAUCCUAGGGAGAGCAAAGCUUGUCAGGACAAAACAGAUGAAAUGAACUCCUUCCUCUGUUUUUUUAUUGAAAUAAUAUUAUCCAUUGAUUAUUGAUGUGCCUUUUGGUUUGUCUUUUACUAUUGUAUGGCUGCUUUGCUCAAUCUGCUUCGCCUA